GCCCUUCCUGAUUGGCUGAUCCGAGAGCCGCCCCCCCGGCGGCGCCGCGGGGCAUGCCGGGAAGUGCGGUUCUCGCCGCGCCGCGUCCUUCCGCCGCCGCGCGGGGGCUGCCGGGAAGCGGUGCGGUUCUAUGGCGGAGCCGGCGCCCCCUGGGGGGCCGCAACCCCGCGCCCGGCGCCUGGCAGCACUGCUGAACCGCAGCCUGCGGGUGCGCAUGUCGGACGGGCGCACGCUGGUGGGAGCCUUCCUCUGCACCGACCGCGAUGCCAACGUCAUCCUUGGCUCCGCGCAGGAGUUCCUCAAGGCCGCGGAUGCAUUCCCAGGCAGCGAGCCGCGUGUGCUGGGUUUGGCCAUGGUGCCUGGGCAUCACAUCGUGUCCAUUGAGGUGGAGCGUGACGCCGCCGCCGCCCUGUGCUCCUGACAGCCCCCCCGUGGGACGGACCCCCGUGUGUUGUGCACCUCUCGUGUACCCUAACUGGUGAUGGACCCCAGCCAUCCAAAAUGACCGCGGGAAUCGGGAUCCCCGCAGCCCCAUUAAAGCCCCUGUGGUGGUCACACUGUCA
Molecule: messenger RNA, 563 nt
Organism: Numida meleagris (helmeted guineafowl)
Lineage: Eukaryota; Metazoa; Chordata; Aves; Galliformes; Numididae
Gene: NAA38
Product: N(alpha)-acetyltransferase 38, NatC auxiliary subunit
Exons: 3
Coding region: 131-421 (96 amino acids)
Cellular component (GO): NatC complex
Molecular function (GO): RNA binding
Source: RefSeq, a predicted model, not a curated record